GGUGCUGGUCUGGUGGCCCACCAGACCUUGGGCCACCUCUUCACCGUCUCCAAGGAUAAGUCCAUCCACGUCUUGACGGUGGAGGAGGGACGGCUGGAGACCCGCUUCCCCAAGGCCCACAGCUCGGCCCUCAACUGCCUGCUGCCCAUCGACCACCACCUCUUCGCCACGGGCGACGACGACGGGGGGCUGAAGGUGUGGGACCUGCGCAAGGGGGACGCCGUCCUGGAGGCCCGGCAGCAGGAGGAGUACAUCAGCGCCAUGGCCGUGGACGGGAACAGGAAGAUCCUCCUCACCGCCAGCGGCGAUGGCACCCUGGGCGUCUUCAACCUGAAGAGGCGGCGCUUCGAGCUGCUCUCGGAGCCGCAGAACGGGGACCUGACCUCUGUCGUGCUGCUGAAGAGGGGGAAGAAAGUGGUGUGUGGCUCCAGUGAGGGCACCAUCUACCUCUUCAACUGGGACGGCUUCGGGGCCGCCAGCGACCGCUUCGCUCUGAGGGUAGAGUCCGUUGACUGCAUGGUCCCCGUCACGGACAGCAUCGUAUGCGUGGGGUCCCUGGACGGAGUCAUCAGGGCGGUGAACAUCCUUCCCAACCGGGUGCUGGGCUGCGUCGGGCAGCACCUGGGGGAGCCCAUCGAGCAGCUGGCGGUGGCCCCGGGGGGGCAGCUCCUGGCCAGCUGUGGCCAUGACCAGAAGGUGAAGUUCUGGGACAUCUCGGCCCUGGGGGGGAUGGUGGUGGAUGACUAUCGGAAGAAGAAGAAGAAGGGGGUGCCGCUGCCGGCCCUCAGCAGCAAGGCAGUGGGCAACGGGGCUGAUUUCUUCGCUGACCUGCGGGACGAGGCGGAGGCGGAGGCAGCGGGGAGCGACAGCGACGACAGUGACUGAGGGGCCCCCCCAGGAUGGGGGGGAGGUCGGGGAUGGUCUGGCUGAGGGGUGUCUGAGACGGAGGGACCUGGCGAUGGGGGGUCCUGGGAUGGAGAGGGUUCUUGUUGGGGAGGACUUGGGUGGGGGACCUUGGUGAGGAGGUGGGAGGUGUCAUGAC
Calidris pugnax (ruff) is the source of this 1042-nucleotide messenger RNA. It is a transcript of the gene WDR55, whose product is annotated as WD repeat domain 55. The record is from RefSeq and is a predicted model, not a curated record. The annotation marks the transcript as partial. The transcript has 5 exons. NCBI's taxonomy places the organism in Eukaryota, Metazoa, Chordata, Aves, Charadriiformes, Scolopacidae. Gene Ontology annotation, molecular function: protein binding.